Molecule: messenger RNA, 1815 nt
Organism: Otolemur garnettii (small-eared galago)
Lineage: Eukaryota; Metazoa; Chordata; Mammalia; Primates; Galagidae
Gene: VCPKMT
Product: valosin containing protein lysine methyltransferase
Exons: 6
Coding region: 44-733 (229 amino acids)
Biological process (GO): peptidyl-lysine methylation
Cellular component (GO): cytoplasm; cytosol
Molecular function (GO): protein-lysine N-methyltransferase activity
Source: RefSeq, a predicted model, not a curated record
AUGAGACGUCACUGCGCGCGCCACAUGCUGUUGCUGGGCUGCGAUGGCGGCUGCCUCGGAGUGUCAGUCGGAGGACCCGCAGUGGAGCUUUGUGCGAGUUCUGGAGAAGCGGGAUGGCACGGUGCUACGACUGCAGCAGUACGGCUCCGGCGGCGUGGGGUGCGUCGUUUGGGACGCUGCCAUUGUGCUUUCUAAAUAUCUGGAAACGCCCGAGUUUGCUGGAGAUGGGGCCCAUGCGCUGAGCCGGCGGUCGGUGCUGGAGCUGGGUUCGGGCACCGGGGCCGUGGGGCUCAUGGCCGCCACCCUCGGGGCAGAUGUUGUAGUCACCGAUCUUGAGGAAUUGCAAGACUUGUUGAAGAUGAAUAUUAAUAUGAACAAGCAUCUUGUCGCCGGUUCUGUUGAAGCCAAGGUACUGAAAUGGGGGGAAGAAAUAGAAGACUUUCCUUCUCCACCAGACUACAUACUGAUGGCCGACUGCAUAUACUAUGAGGAGUCUUUGCAGCCGUUGCUGAAAACCCUAAAAGAUCUCAGUGGAUCUGAGACUUGUAUUAUAUGUUGUUAUGAACAACGAACAAUGGGAAAAAAUCCAGAAAUUGAGAAAAAAUACUUUGAGCUUCUUCAACUAGACUUUGACUUUGAAAAAAUUCCUUUGGAAAAACAUGAUGAAGAGUAUCGAAGUGAAGAUAUUCAUAUUAUAUACAUCAGAAAGAAAAAAUCGAAAUUUCCUUCAUGAAACCUUUAGUCGUCUUGCCCAAGCCUCUAACAACCUGGGUAAACUAAAGAUGUGAAUGGAGCAUGUGAGUACAGCAUGGGAAGAUUGUGUUCACUGAUUUUCCCAGCAUGUCCUUAGAGAUUCGAUAUAUAGAUGACAACUACCGUGGGCUGCCUGCAACACAAAAAAAUGCCUGCCUGCUUGUCUGCAAUGGGCCUGAAAUCAGCUUAGGUUACUUAGCUCAGCAUCACGUUCUGCUUAAAAGAAAUCUUGAGAAUCAGUUACUUAACAAAAAUUUGUAUUGAGAUUAAGCUAAAGUCUGCCAAAAUUAAACAGCAAAGCAGAAUGGUUGACUUGACAUAUUUUCAGGAAACUAUAGAGUUAAAUUUCUAGAGAGGGAUAUUUAUUAUUGCGUAAUAAUGUUUUCAGUUCAAAUCAGUAAAUCACAGUUUGUCUAAUAAAUCAAUAAAAUCUGAAAGGUUUUCAUUCUGUACAUAACUGUGCAAUAGUGUUUAUCAUGAAUCUUCCACUUCAUUUUCUAAAAACUAUCUUUAAUCCUUAAUGUUCUUUUACUUUAAAAGAAAAGCUGGAAAUAGUCAUAUAUGCUUAAUUGGCCAAAGUUGUUUUCCUCCAUCAUACGUAGCUAUGUGAUUUAAGUAGUAAAUCACUAUUAUACUGUAGUGAAUUGCUAAGAAGAUAAAUCAGGUGAUUGGAGAAACAAAAAGUAUCUUUACAAACUUUUUCAUCUGAGAAUAAGAACUGAAAGCCAAUUUCAGUUUUAGGUGUCUGUGUGCCUUGUGCCCUUUCCUCUGUGUAUAUCUUCUACGAAAGUCUUGCUUAAAACCACAGUUUAUGAACUUAUUCACAGGAAACAGUGAAAGGUUUUUUAAAUAGCAACAAAUGUAGUUCUGUACACAUUUAUCAAAUGAAUUUUUAUUCUGGGUCAUCUUUAUUUUAUGUCAUCAUGGUAAUUAUUCACAUAGACUGAUGUGUCUGGACUUUAGUCAUAACAGUUCCAAAGGGAAGUAAGUAACCAGGUGGAAUUCUGAUAUUUAUGGACAUUGGUACUAGAUGGCAUGUUUUGUGUGUUAAAAUAAACAUUG